AAUUGUUUCAUUGAGAUGAGUUUGGGUCAACGCCGAUCAUCUUUUACAUAACUCUCUUUCCCAUUCCAAUAGGAUCGCUGCAGAAAGCAGUUAUCAUCAGCCUGAUUACUGUUGCCGGGAUCAUGAUCUCUAAAGUAUCUGGUUUUGCUCCUUGCAGAUGGAGAGCUAAGAUAACAGGAAACUGGUGCAUAAUUUCGAGGCUCCGUGGCUUGGUACACACAUCUGAUAGUUCGGCCAAACUUAUGCAAGCGAAAGCAUGGAAGGAGCAGUUGAAGCAAGAUGAUUCGCAGGAAUUGACCCUUUUCAGUUUUGAUAGUAUACUACUUGCCACAGACAAGUUCAGCACCACAAGUAAACUCGGGCAAGGAGGGUUUGGCUCUGUUUAUAAGGGGAAGCUGAAAGAUGGGAAAGAGGUAGCUGUGAAAAGACUUUCCAGUACCUCGGCCCAAGGCAUUGAAGAGUUCAAGAAUGAGAUCAUCCUUUUAUCGAAACUACAACAUCGAAAUCUUGUUAAACUCAUGGGCUACUGCAUUGAAGGAGAUGAAAAAUUUUGGUAUACGAGUACUUGUCGAACAAAAGCUUGACACCUUUCUUUUGAUUCAACGAAAAAGGUAGAACUCGACUGGGGCAAACGAUUUCAUAUAAUCCAGGGGAUUGCAAGGGGGCUUCUCUACCUCCAUCGAGAUUCUUGCCUUAGGGUCAUACAUCGAGACUUAAAAGUAAGUAAUAUUCUCUUAGAUGAAAAGAUGAACCCAAAAAUUGCUGAUUUUGGGUUGGCACGAAUGUUCGAGGGCACUCAAGUUUUGGUGAACACUCACAAAAUUGCUGGAACACUUGGCUAUAUGUCUCCCGAGUACGCCAUGGGCGGGAUAUUUUCCGAGAGGUCCGAUGUCUAUAGCUUUGGAGUGCUGCUACCGGAGAUUGUUAGCGGCAAAAAGAACACGGCCCCGUAUGACCAGGGACAACAUCUGAAUCUCCUUUCGUAUGCAUGGCAAUUAUGGAUUGAAGGCAAGGCAUUGGACCUAAUGGAUGGAGCAAUUGCUGUUAGCUCUCCAGUGGAGGUAACAAGAUGCAUCCAUGUUGGGCUUCUCUGUGUUCAGGAGCAUGCCGCAGAUAGACCAAACAUGUGGAAUGUGGUUCUGAUGUUAAAUGGCGAAACUGAUCUUCCUCAGCCAGGACAGCCUAUAUUCAUUUUCCAAGCUGAAAUGCUAAAACGUCAUAUUCCGUCACAGCAGGAAAGCAUCUGGUCUGUUAACACUGUCACUAAUACCAUGGUCGAAGGAAGAUGAUGGCUAUUUUUCAUCUUUAUUUUCUGGUGUUUGGAGAUGAUUUUGUUGUUAUUUUCUAAGAUAUUAGUGUUUAUUCAAUUCAAGGAUGGCUUUAGUUCGAUCCGAACAAAAGGUUGAAUGAACUGCUCCACUUCUUACAUGGAUUUUAGGCUGCAAAGUAGGGGCUUGGAAUAUACACUUUUUAGACAAAACAUAUUCGACGCAGGAAUUUGUUCUGAUUUACAACAGCCAGAACUGUUGGUAUUAUUAAGGAGAAGUACCAAGUAAUCCUCAUCGCUCUCA
Eucalyptus grandis is the source of this 1571-nucleotide messenger RNA. RefSeq names its product G-type lectin S-receptor-like serine/threonine-protein kinase At1g11280. The transcript has 6 exons. Gene Ontology annotation, biological process: protein phosphorylation. Lineage: Eukaryota; Viridiplantae; Streptophyta; Magnoliopsida; Myrtales; Myrtaceae. The record is from RefSeq and is a predicted model, not a curated record. Gene Ontology annotation, molecular function: ATP binding; protein serine/threonine kinase activity. The coding region runs from base 747 to 1289 and encodes 180 amino acids.